AUGCUGGAGUGGUUCCGAUCAAGUGACGAGAGGAGAGGAAGAAGAAGAGGAGAGGAAGCUCGCAUGUUCUCGUUCGGGCGGGAGAGUUUUGGGGAAAAAAUCGAGCUAGGAUACUUAGACCCAGUUGUCUUUGGUGACCCAUCGUCGGUGAAAAAACUGGUCGGAAAUCGGUUAACUGUUUUUACAGAACAAGAAUCCAAUGAUAUUAAGGGCUCUUCCGACUUCAUUGGAAUGAAUCAUUAUAUAACAAUGUAUGUGAUGGAUAAUUCCACUGCAGUUCCUGCCCCACCAAUGGACGGUCCCACCCAAGAUGAGCCCGACAGCCCAGAAGUUCAAGAUACCUUUGCUAUUACCACAAGUGAGAAAGAUGGUGUUGUCAUUGGACCGAGCGAAGGAGGAGUAAGCUACUGGAGAUCUUAUCCAUUUGGAAUUAAGCUUCUAUUGGAUUAUAUCAAAGUUAAAUAUGAAAAUCCACCCGUUUCUAUUACUGAGAUAGGAGCAGACAUUCGAGGCUAUCUUUUGUGCUCUUACAUUGACAACUUCGAGUGGGACAGUGGUUAUUCGUUUCGCCUUGGCCUUUACCAUGUGAAUUACACUAAUAAUGAUCUGCAACGGUUCCCAAAAGCAUCUGCAACUUGGUUUAGAGAAGCAAUGAAUACAGAUUUGAUGAGUGUGGCCCGGAAAUCAGCGUAUUGA
Messenger RNA from Magnolia sinica, 696 nucleotides. RefSeq names its product putative beta-glucosidase 41. Gene Ontology annotation, molecular function: beta-glucosidase activity. Gene Ontology annotation, biological process: carbohydrate metabolic process. Bases 1 to 696 code for a protein of 231 amino acids. The record is from RefSeq and is a predicted model, not a curated record. The transcript has 5 exons. NCBI's taxonomy places the organism in Eukaryota, Viridiplantae, Streptophyta, Magnoliopsida, Magnoliales, Magnoliaceae.